This is a messenger RNA of Lithohypha guttulata, 543 nucleotides long. RefSeq lists its product as uncharacterized. Gene Ontology annotation, molecular function: pyruvate transmembrane transporter activity. Gene Ontology annotation, cellular component: mitochondrial inner membrane. Lineage: Eukaryota; Fungi; Ascomycota; Eurotiomycetes; Chaetothyriales; Trichomeriaceae. The coding region runs from base 1 to 543 and encodes 180 amino acids. Gene Ontology annotation, biological process: pyruvate import into mitochondria. The record is from RefSeq and is a predicted model, not a curated record. The transcript is spliced from 3 exons.
AUGUCUUCCCGUGUUGGUCUACGGUAUUUGGUACAGCAGACAAGCCGACAAGCACAGUUCCAGACCCGGUCGCAGAUCCGACAAACCGUUCAACGAAGAGCACAGACAACCGCUGCGAAUCCUGCUGUCGAGACUCCAGCGCAGCCACAGAGCCUGUUUCAGCGAUUAUGGACGAGUGAGGUUGGAAUUAAGACCGUCCAUUUCUGGGCGCCUGUCAUGAAAUGGGGUGUUGUUCUGUCUGGCGCUGCCGACUUCCUUCGUCCAGCUGAGAAGCUCUCCUUGUCGCAAAACGCUGCUCUUGUGGCUACUGGUACAAUCUGGACGAGGUGGUGCUUCGUCAUUCGACCCAAGAAUAUGCUUUUGGCCGCUGUGAACGCUUGUCUCGCUGUUGUUGGUGCAAUCCAAUGUUCGAGAAUCCUUGCAUACCAGUCCUCGCAGACUGGAUCGGUCGAAGCCGCAGCGAAAGAAAUGGGCAGGGAUUUGAAAGGGGACGCAACUUCCCUGGAACACAAGGUAGAGAAGGAAAUCAAGGCAAGGACUUGA